This is a messenger RNA of Owenia fusiformis, 1437 nucleotides long. The record is from the annotation of a GenBank genome assembly. Lineage: Eukaryota; Metazoa; Annelida; Polychaeta; Sabellida; Oweniidae.
AUCGUGAAGUAUUCUUAGUGUUUUUAUGAAAAAUAGCAUGCUCCGUCACAGCGGACAAAUAUUUCGAUACCAGCCUGUGAAUAAGGGAAAUGAAGGCUGACAUAACGAUGAAGAUGGUAAUGACCGUAUACCUACACAAAUAUUAUUGACAAAACAAGAAUGGAAUUUAAGGCAGUGAUAACCAGCGGUGUUUCUUUGGCAAUCUUGCUUUCGUACAUAUACAUAAUUACCAGCAUUGACAAAUAUGGAAGUGAAGACCUUCCAGCUUUUACAAAGCCAAUAGAAAGCAAACAGAUUCAUGAUAGAAGAAUAAAAAAUUCUGAAGAACGUUAUAAGAACACAUUGGAUAAUAAGAACCAAUGGAGUAUUCCACAACAAAGGCAGAAGAGCAAUACAGCACUAACGACUACACACAGAGGAGUUUUUUAUCUAAAAGUUAACAAAGCAGGGAGCUGCACACUUCAAGCAAUGUUUAAUAAAUAUGCUGAUAAACACAACCAAAUUGUUGGAAUGCCAUGUAGUAAUUCUGUUGGUGAGAGACACUUAGUGGGAUGGCCUGAACCAUUCAAACCAGAACAUUUAAUCCCUCUGAGCAAGAACUACACAUAUUGGGAACAUCUAAAUGAGCAUAUAAAAUACAGUUCAAAAAUCAAACAAGUUAUGGCCCCAGGGAGUGUAUUUGUCGCAUCAAUCCGGGAACCAUUUUCACAUUUCUUUUCAUAUUAUAACUUUUACAGCAUGGAGAAAACCUAUAAAGGAUAUCUCAAAGAGCCUAAUAAAUUCAAAUAUUUUUUAGAUAACAUUAAAACUAUGCCGCACCUUGAACUGAUCCAUCACAUGCCUCCUAGUAACCCAAUUGCACAAUGUUUUGGAAUCAAACAGGAGGAACAAUAUAACAUCACAGUAAUACAAGAAAAAAUCAAUGAAAUUGAGAUGGAGUUUGACUUAGUGAUAUUAGCUGAGUUUAUGGAUGAGAGUCUCAUUUUGUUGACUGAAUGCUCAGAUUUAACAAUCGAAGAUGUAGUCAUCUUAAAAAAUGCAAAUGUGAAGAACAUUAAAAAAUCCAAGCCAGUUUUAACUCCUAAAGAAUAUGAGAACUUAAUCCAAUGGAACAUAGCUGACUCAAUGAUAUACAAUCAUUUCAACAAAACUCUAUGGGAAAAGAUUGACAAGUUUGGUCGUCACAAAAUGGCUAUAAAAAUCUUAGAACUCGAUAUGGCUAAAUCAAUAAAGCAGAAAGAAUGUGACUCUGUGCAGAGAAAACCUAAUUUGAAAAGAAUAGAAGAUUUGAAAAUAAAACAUGACUGUAUGAUCCAAAACCUAGAUUAUAUAGGUGCUGAUAAAUAUUUCAGGAAUAAGAUGACUGAGAAAGGAAUCUAUGAUAUUGAAAAGGCUCAAAAAACCUGUAAAUAUCCUCCAAAUAAACAUGGGCAGUAA